GCGCGGUCACACUGACUCUAGUUUUCAAAGCAUUCGCAAAAUCGGCAAAAACCCAAACUAACUAAAUCGGUUGCCUAGGCUAGCUAUAGUGAAAAUUGUGAACUACUUUUUUGCGCGGAUGCUACGUAAACGAACGCAUGUCUCUGGAUUAUCUCAGUAAUCGAAAGAUACACAUUCACCGCUAGGCACAGCUGGGCAUAAAAAGUGCGAGCGAGACGAAGACUCCGGACGUGCUUGGCCGUUGAAUUUUGAUUUUUAUUUUCGACGCGCAGCCGUGGCGCGUAACCUGGGAGUGUGCAAGCGACUUACAUGGUUUAUCUUUUAGUUGUUGCUAUAAUUUGAACAAAUUCCGGUCUACAAGCUUGUGAAUAAGAUCACAUAGCACUAUGCCCGCCUGUCUCUGUUAGUGUCGCCGGCUGUUCACUCCUGUGCCUGUUCUCUUCUUUGUGUUUGUGUGUGUAUUUGUGUGUACGCGCACUUUUUUGUUCUUUUGCGCGCCGCUUUUUAAUUGAGCAAUUGACAAGAAAUAAAUUAAAUAAAACGAUGCCCUGGCAAAGGGCGACUGUGAAAAAUGCAUGAAUGGUUAGAUAAGGUUUCACUAGUUCACAAUAUUGACGCUUAGCAAAUUCCGAAUUUGUGCGUUUGUUUGGUUUCACGCGGAGUUUGACUGUGUCCCGUUUUCGUGUGCGAGACUGAGAGUGAGAGCGCCUCUAUCGAAAUGGAAACUAUUGAAGAACAAUCGAAAUGCGAGAUGACCAUUACCACGCUGCCCACACGGAUCUGCCUGGUGGGCAAUGCAGGCCAGGAUGCGGGCACGCUGCUGGCAGCCGAAAGCUUCGGCCUGCCCGUUAUAACAUCCGACACGGGUCAGGACAUCGCUGACGACAAAGAGUGGCGGACAUUCUACGUGAUGGAGGACUUUGAGGGCGACAGCUUUCAGGCGCUGCACAAGCAAAAGGAAUGCAUUCUGGGUCCGCCCGCUUUGAAGUACGCGGCAGAGAUGAAACAGACGCUGGGCCACAACUCGCGGCCCAUUUACAACUAUGCGAUGCGCGGUGUGGUCACUUGCUUCACGGGCAUACGACAGAAGGACGAGCUGACCAAAUUGGUGCACCACAUCCACUCCAUGGGCGGCUGCAUUAAGAGGGACAUGAACCCGAAGACAACGCAUCUCAUUUGCAGUCACAGUGGCGGCGCCAAGUAUCAGUACGCCAAAACCUUCCGCUUGAGUGUUGUUCGUCCUGACUGGGUGUAUGCUGCCUGGGCGGACCGCGAUACCCUGGAGUUUGAUGCCACACAGGAGAGCUUCACCAAGACACAUAGGCUGAAGGCGUUCGAGGGACAGAAGGUGUGCUUCUUUGGCUUUCCCGCCGAUGAGCACCAGCACAUGGUCGAUGUGCUGCUGGAGAACGGCGGUGUCUGCGCCAGCCUGGAGGACCCCGAGUGCUCGCAUGUUGUGAUGCCCAAUACGGGCGUUGUACUUACAAGCACUAGCACUAGCACUGAUACUAACCCAAUCACAAGCAAAAUCACAUGCUCAGGCUCACUAACUAACCCAGAUCCCCAACCCACAACUGUCGGUGGGAGCUCAAGCCCUCCCCAAACACCCACAUCAUCUCGAGAUAGCGGGCGGGCAGGCGGGGCAGCAGAAGGAGGCGAACCAAUGGAAGAGGCCGAACCAUUAGAAGGAGUGGAAGCGCAGGCACUGGAGGAGAAGGAGAACGAAUGCGAUAAUCGGGCUGAUUACGAAGACGAGGACAUACACUUCGAUGAGCGACUCUUUGUGGAGACCGCACCUAUUCAAAUGGCUGGCGAGGAUCAGCUCCCGGAAUCGGACGAUGACGAAGAUAAUCAAGGGGCUUCUGAGGAUGUCCAGGCCAGUACUCCAAAGACGAGCAAGCAACGCAUCAGCCUUGCGGCUGCCACGCCCAUCAGUAGUUCCCCAGAAACGAACACGGAAGCAAUGGCAAUGGAAAUGGGGCUGAAACUCCAGAGCCACACCCCUAACGUAUCCCCCAUCCUGAAGGCCAUCGAUGAGUGCGACAUGGAAACGGACGAUCUGUUCGAUGAGGAGGCGGUGGAGGGAACGGACCCAAGCGCCCCAGUCACUGAGAAUGAUCUCAAGCGUAAGCGCGACAGCGUCGACAACAUUUCCCUAAUGUCCGUGGACUCGUGCGUCCUGCCGGGGAGCACCAAGAAACCCAAGCUGACCCGAACUGGAUCCAUCUCGCGCACCCUCCGUCGCUCCGUGAGCUUCGUGGCCGAGCCGUUGAAAAAUGUGCUGCGGCCGCGGCGCAGCUCGAUUGCGGCGGCGGAUGUCUCAACCAUCCUGGACAGCGAGGCGGCCGACGACUCCUUUUGCUCGCUGGCCUCCUCCAUCAGCCUCACGCUGAACGAAUCGAUCAGGAAGCCCGUGAAGGACAAGUUCCGCAACAUCUGCAGCCGCAUCACUAGAAGCAGCAGUCGACGAGGGGACAAGGAUCGUGAUCGCCAUGGCGAUCGAGAAGGAACUCCCGAGUGCUCCAGUUUAGGGCCGCCAAUGGACAGCGGUUUCAAGACUCCGAAGGCACCCAAGCCACGUUCCUCUGCCACUCCGAAAACUUCCAAGCGCCUCUUCGGCCCCGUCUCCUCCGUCGUGUCCUCCCUGGCCCUCAGUAACGUCCCAUCCCCCAGUCCCCAGCCUCCUUCCCAUCCCAGUUGGGAUACUAACGACACCUCAACCACAUCGACAUUCGCUUUAUGUGCUGCUGCUGCUGCUGCUGCUGCUGUCGUCCCCACAUCAUCAUCAUCGUCGUCAUCUACGGUGACUGCUGCUGCUGUCGAACACAGCUCCGUUCAAGAUAUUAAAGAAGAGUCGCCCAAUGGGUCGACACAGAGGCCCGAACCCAUGCAAAUGGUGGUUGACGAGCACACGACCGUCGCGAAGCCCGAUCCCAAGAACAUUCAAUCCCACAUCCUGAAAUCAGACUGGUUCUGGUACACCAUACAGAAUGGCUAUGCCAAUGAGAUGGACUAUCUGUUUGGAGAUUAUCUGUAUAGCCUUACCAAUACCCCGAAUACGGAUCGACGGGACUCGCUGCCCGUCAGCUUCAACAAGAGGAAACGCAAGCGUUUAUCGCAGCGCAUCCAGCUGGAAGGCACACCUCUGGGAUCGGGCAAACGGCGCUCCUCCGUGUCGGAUGCGGGCCUGCUCUCCGUCUCCAACAGCCUAUUCGACUGCACCACGAGUCCCGAUAAACUGCUGGACGGCGACGACAAGCUACUGCACCACGCCGAUCCGGAGCCCAUCGAUGGCACGCCAGUAAAGAGAUCCAUGCGAUUCAACCACUUUAUGGACUUUUUCACCACGGAAUCCAACUACGUCGGAAUACUGGAUACCAUUUUAAAUCUGUUUAAAAACAAACUGGAGGAACUGGCCGAGACAAAUGAUCCGCUGCUCAAUAAAUCAGAAAUCAAAUCUGUGUUUGGCAACUUUCUGCCCAUCCACGAGGUGCACCAGAGCAUGCUGGAGCAUCUGAGGAAUCUGCAUGCCAACUGGCGGGAGGACUGCCUCAUCGGAGACAUCAUCAUCCGGCACCAGGAGGAGCUGAUCAAAGCAUAUCCGCCCUAUGUAAACUUCUAUGAGCAGAUGAAGGAGCAGCUGCAGUACUGCGACCGCGAGUACCCCCGCUUCCACGCCUUUCUAAAGAUCAACCAGACAAAGCCCGAGUGCGGCCGACAGAGCCUGCAGGACCUGAUGAUCAGGCCCGUGCAGCGGCUGCCCAGCAUAAGCCUGCUGCUCAAGGACAUUCUGAAGCACACAGCCAACAGCAAUGCGGACCACGAGAGAUUGGAGGAGGCCUUGAAGGCCAUCAAGCAGGUGACGCUGCACAUUAACGAGGACAAGCGACGCACCGAGUCGCGCAUGGCCAUUUUCGAUAUAUUCAACGAUAUCGAUGGAUGUCCUGCGCACCUCGUCAGCUCCAACCGCAGCUUUAUCGCCAAGUGCGAGGUGAACGAGCUCUCCGACUCAUUGAGCGGGCGGGGGGACAGCCUCGUGCUGUACCUCUUCUCCGAUUCCAUCGAGCUGUGCAAGCGACGCUCGCGCGCCUUCAACACCGUCAAGUCCCCCAGCACCGGCAAAACGCACAAGCACCUCAAGCUGAUCUCUCUGAACACGAUACGCUUCGUGAUUGACAUCUUGGACAGCCCACGCGCCUUCGGCCUGCUACUGCGCGGCGACAAGGAGAAGUUCUACACGUUCACCAUGAACGACGAGGAGACGGACAAGCACAGCUACAUGAAAAAGCUCUGCAACCAGAUUGCCGCCCACAUGUGCCGCACGGAUGCGGACAAGCUGCUGCUCUGCCAAUCAUCCCAGGAGCUGGACGUGGACAUCAGCGAUGUGAAUGUGAGCACGCUUAGCAAGGCCUUCAAACUGGCAGCCAAGACGCGCCUUAAGGUGGGUCGCGCCUUCUCCUUCAACAAGACCCCAAACAAACUGAAACGAGCCGUUUCCACCAUGAUGACCUCGCCUUUUGGCAGCACCAACUCCCUGACGCCCUCCUCCCAGCUGGCCCAGAUGCGUUUGGCUGCAAACAGCUGCAGAAAUAUUAAUGAAGUGGCCGAUGAAGAUGAUUGCUCCAGCAUGAGAAGCAGUUCGCCAUCGACGCAAUCGGAAACUUUGGUGGUGCCGCCAAUGUCUGUGCAGCCCACGCGCAAGAACAAGGCUGUUGUAGGUCGCAUUUAGAGUCGUGAUUGACUCACAAUUUCUGUAUUCCAUGCCUCAACGCAUCUUCGAAUUCGUAAUCUCACAGAAAACACAUCAAA
Drosophila guanche is the source of this 4809-nucleotide messenger RNA. RefSeq names its product protein ECT2 (gene pbl). Gene Ontology annotation, cellular component: nucleus; cell cortex. Gene Ontology annotation, biological process: mitotic cytokinesis; activation of GTPase activity; nervous system development. Lineage: Eukaryota; Metazoa; Arthropoda; Insecta; Diptera; Drosophilidae. Gene Ontology annotation, molecular function: guanyl-nucleotide exchange factor activity; GTPase activator activity. The record is from RefSeq and is a predicted model, not a curated record. The coding region runs from base 719 to 4729 and encodes 1336 amino acids. The transcript has 11 exons.